Pocillopora meandrina is the source of this 1237-nucleotide messenger RNA. Lineage: Eukaryota; Metazoa; Cnidaria; Anthozoa; Scleractinia; Pocilloporidae. The record is from the annotation of a GenBank genome assembly.
AUGAGUAUGCUGAUGUUACCAGACAAAAAGAUCUGCUAUCUUCUUCCUCUUUCCCGCGAGUUGCCUUCGCCAAAGAGGCUCGAAAAUGACCUUGACCACGCCGAGGUAAGGACACGUAAGCUACUUUACGAGCACUCAAUGUUGCAUAUGUGGGAAUCUGUUUGGUUAUUUUCUUGCGGACCGUUCAGUGAAAACCCAGUUAUCCUAGUCGGAAACGGUUCCAUUAAAAGUAAACGAUAACGAAGAUAUACAUCAAGAAACAUAUGUUUCAAUAGCCAGCUUAAAGAAUGUGAGUUUCCGUGAGGAUUGAAGCCUCAGGUCUUCCAAUUCCUUUGCGGUAUGCUCUAUUUUAUAUCGCUCAUGUAGAUUUCAUGUAAGCCCCGGCUAUAAGAAUACUGAUUAUAAUAAUGUAAACUGAGGGAAAUAACCUUUUUCUGGCAGAAAAACUCUAGUGACGAGACCACUACCAUUGACAGCAAGUGGUCUGUGGACAGUGAGAUAACAAAUCGAUCCAGUCUGAGCGAAGAGUUAAAAAACUUCUGUCCAGACUACCCGAUAUAUCGAGUCCACACCAUGGAGAACGCAUCUGCAUCCGAAGAGACUGAAACAGAUGGUAAGAGGUGUAGUUAAAGACGACGCAGUUGUACUAACCAUUUUUAGCGAGAUCAUCUCUCAGCUACCCCAUUCUGCGUAAGUCAAUACUGCCCCCCAUCCUCCCUUCCCAAAAACUCCACUCCUUAACUUGAGCCACAAGUUUCCCGUUAUGAAGAACCCUUUUUCGUACUCUAUAGAUUAAGCCCCAAAUACAAUACAUAUCGAGCCGAAGUAUCGCUUUUCUCCUCAAAUAUCAAAAUUUAUGAGAUGUGAUACGAAAUGCUCAUAAACAAUUCCCCACACAAAAACUAUCAAAGUCCCUCUAUGAUUUGAAAAACGUCAUGUCCCUUUUCAACAGGAGCAAAACCUCGAAGUCGUCGAUGGGUGUACUCGCCAAUUUACAUCUCCAGAGUGUGUCCAGGUGGAAAAGGCUAUUUGAGCUACUCCGACAGGUCUUGUUGCAGUAGGGUUGGUGGAUACUGGCAGUUGCGUCAUAGGGUUUACUCUCGUACAUGCUAUUCUGUCCGCUAUUGUUACAGGUGGUGGUGGUUCGGGUAUACUUGCCGAACACGGCACUACGUAAACUACGUGUAUUGUUACGAAUAUAAAUGUAGGGUCUACUAAAAUUCUACGAGGAAAUCUG